AUGAAUGAAGUGGAAAAGAAGCUGUGGGUGAAACACUAUCUCAAUAUAGAUAUUGCCGAUCUAGUGGAGUCGCUUCCAGAAUAUUCCGAUCCCAUGAAGACUUAUGUCGAUUUGCGACAAGCCAUACAGGAGCUGUAUCCAGGCGCAGAUACAGAGCGCAAAUGGGAAACGAUCAUGGAACUAGGAAACUAUCAUCGGGAAUUCCUAGCCAUCACCUCGUUUUUCAUUGGCAAGAACCGCAUUUCGGAGUCGAAACGCAAUCGUGCGUUCGUUCGAGGAUUUUCACUGGAGUCGUGGAGUCGCAUUUUGCAACGCUUGCAGCUGAAGCAGCCGGAUCACUACCCAGAUGAUCCCUACUGGGUAGACGACGUCUAUGAGGCCGCAAAUAGUGCACCAGCAAUCAAGAGCGAGGAUAUUUCGUUGCUUAUUGAGAGCCUGGUCAAGUCAGUCCAGACACUCACGACAGCUGUGACAGGUGAAAUUGCGAAGCAGAAUGGGAGUCAAGCUGUGACUGCAAGCAGACCACCAGUCACAAAUGGAAGUUUGAGUGGAUUUUGCCACUAUUGCGGAGAAGCCAGAGGCAUGAUCAGAACAUGCAAGCACGUCGAGGAGGACAUAAAGAGUGGCAAGUCCCUAUGCAACGCAGCUGGAAAAGUUGUCCUACCGAAUGGCACCUUCGUACCUCGCACCAUUCCAGGCAUUACGAUUCGCGAUCACAUUUACGAGUGGCACAGAUGCAACCAGACUCCAGUCGCAGCAUCGGUCUCAGCGGCAAAUCUAUCUGAAGUCUCAGAGGACAAAGCCAGUUCAUUCUCGCUAGGCACAGAAGAUAGGAUCGAAGCUUUGGAACAGGAGCUAUUCAACUUAAAGUGA
Laetiporus sulphureus 93-53 is the source of this 873-nucleotide messenger RNA. RefSeq lists its product as uncharacterized. The transcript is spliced from 3 exons. Bases 1 to 873 code for a protein of 290 amino acids. The record is from RefSeq and is a predicted model, not a curated record. NCBI's taxonomy places the organism in Eukaryota, Fungi, Basidiomycota, Agaricomycetes, Polyporales, Laetiporaceae.